GAAGUCACAUACUGGCCAGCAAAAGUCCCUCAUGACCAAGAGGAAGUAGCCAAUGAGAGGAGAACCUUUGCCACAGCAGUAUAAAUAAUCACAGGGUUUCCGGAAGCUCUGUUCUUUCCAGAACUCAGAGCAGUUCCUCACCCUGAGGCCCUGUGAGCUGCAAAGGGGACAGGGGUCAUUGCAUCCAGAGGGGCCCAGAAGGGGAAGGAGGCAGUGCCUCCACUGAAGCAGCUGCACCCACAAUGCAGAGCAUAAAGUGUGUGGUGGUGGGCGAUGGGGCUGUGGGCAAGACAUGCCUGCUCAUCUGCUACACAACUAACGCCUUCCCCAAGGAAUACAUCCCCACAGUGUUCGACAAUUACAGCGCCCAGAGCGCAGUUGAUGGGCGCACAGUGAACCUGAACCUGUGGGACACAGCGGGCCAGGAGGAGUAUGACCGCCUCCGCACUCUCUCCUACCCUCAGACCAACGUCUUUGUCAUCUGUUUCUCCAUUGCCAGUCCACCCUCUUAUGAGAAUGUGCGGCACAAGUGGCAUCCGGAGGUGUGCCACCACUGCCCUGAUGUGCCCAUCCUCCUGGUGGGCACCAAGAAGGACCUGAGAGCCCAGCCUGACACCCUGCGGCGCCUCAAGGAGCAGGGCCAGGCGCCCAUCACACCGCAGCAAGGCCAGGCACUGGCCAAGCAGAUCCAUGCUGUGCGCUACCUCGAGUGCUCAGCCCUGCAGCAGGAUGGCGUCAAGGAAGUGUUCGCUGAGGCUGUCCGGGCUGUGCUCAACCCCACACCGGUCAAGCGUGGGCGGUCCUGUGUCCUCUUGUGACCCUGGCACUCAGCUUGGAGGCUGCCCCUGCCCCCCCACCAGUUGUGCCUUGGCGCCUUGUCUGCCCCCAGCUGUGCCUUGUGCCUUAAAGACUAAUUCUGGCACCCCUUGCCAGGGGGCUCCCUGAAUGCCUGUUUCUCCUUGAGGAGGCCCACAGGGAAAGGGGCUUUGGGUCCCAAUCUGCUUGGGAAUACCAGGUAUUCUUGAGAGCUCACCCAGGCCAAGGUUGGACCCUUCCCCAAGAAGCCAACCCAGUGCCCCUCCCCAUUUUUCCCUACUGACCAGUUGAUCCAGCUUUCCACACAGAGGUUGCUGCCUAUUGUGGUGCCUUCUCUCAGGUUAGGAGCUCUUAGCCAUCCCUAACCUCUCCCUUGCUGCUCUUCGAAUUGCUCCCCCCUCAAGAUGCUCUCUCCCUUGCCCAAUGAAGGAACCACAAAAUCCUGAGAAGAUGAAUGUGCCCUAACUUGUCUCCAUGUGCCCAGGCCUUACGCAUUGCUGACUGACUCAGCCUCCCACCCCACCCCCCAUCAGCUCCUACCCCCAUCAGCAUCAAUAAAACCUCCUGUCUCCAGUG
This is a messenger RNA of Myotis davidii, 1392 nucleotides long. It is a transcript of the gene RHOG, whose product is annotated as ras homolog family member G. The transcript is spliced from 2 exons. The record is from RefSeq and is a predicted model, not a curated record. Gene Ontology annotation, cellular component: cell cortex; cell projection; cytoskeleton. Gene Ontology annotation, molecular function: protein kinase binding; GTPase activity; GTP binding. NCBI's taxonomy places the organism in Eukaryota, Metazoa, Chordata, Mammalia, Chiroptera, Vespertilionidae. Gene Ontology annotation, biological process: small GTPase-mediated signal transduction; regulation of cell shape; regulation of actin cytoskeleton organization. Bases 243 to 818 code for a protein of 191 amino acids.